Molecule: messenger RNA, 726 nt
Organism: Batrachochytrium dendrobatidis JAM81
Lineage: Eukaryota; Fungi; Chytridiomycota; Chytridiomycetes; Rhizophydiales
Exons: 1
Coding region: 1-726 (241 amino acids)
Source: RefSeq, a predicted model, not a curated record
AUGAUCGCAGUUAUAUUGAUAUACAGUUUUUUAAUUUCUGGAAUAUUUGCAGGCUUGGAUGAUUUUUGUCAGAGUUCUACUGCCUCUACAUCAGAUCAGGCACCUUCCACUUCAGGUCAGCGUCAGUCACGCCCACCAAGUCCGCCAAUUAGCGUCAAGAAAAAUCAUUGCUUCGUGACAUACUUGCAUUUGCAAGGUCCUUGCCAGCCUGGCGAGCUGGAAAGCUAUGAUUCAGCGGUUUCAACUAUAAAGAAUGCACACCAAAAGCUAAAUACAGUAGUAAAAAGUAUCAAGCGAGGAAUGUCGAUGAUCAAACUCGAUCUGAUUCAACUUAAUUACGAACCAGACGUGCAGUUGGCAAGUCAAGGACAUACAAGGGAGAGUGCUCACGCUAUGCUUACGAAAAAGUUUAAAUUAGCCAGUAUUAUCAUGAGAUUAGUCAAUAAGCUGCACAGAAAACAGUUGAUUUCUAUGAUGAGCAUUCAGACUCGAUUGUUUACUCGUGAAUGUCCUGGAAUUCGAGAGAUACUUUUGAAGACAUCAGACCAUUUUACCUAUCCAAAAAUGAUUCCCGAAAAAAUCAAAAUUGUUUUUGGUAACCCUCAAGGUAAAUAUGUCAGCAUGUUCCCAAAAAUGGCCCAAGCUGUUGGGACAUCUGGAUCAAAUGAAGCUACUCAAACGACUGAACCAGAUCAAUCAACCGAAACUGAUAUGCAAGUGGAUUAA